Cryptococcus amylolentus CBS 6039 is the source of this 612-nucleotide messenger RNA. RefSeq lists its product as hypothetical. Gene Ontology annotation, biological process: DNA-templated transcription. Gene Ontology annotation, cellular component: RNA polymerase III complex; RNA polymerase I complex; RNA polymerase II, core complex. Lineage: Eukaryota; Fungi; Basidiomycota; Tremellomycetes; Tremellales; Cryptococcaceae. The record is from RefSeq and is a predicted model, not a curated record. Gene Ontology annotation, molecular function: DNA binding; DNA-directed RNA polymerase activity. The transcript has 5 exons. Bases 83 to 568 code for a protein of 161 amino acids.
GCUAUCAAUCGUCCAUCAAAUCCCCUGGACUACAUCUGUUCCGCCCUCCCAUCUCCAACCUCAACCCCGGAUUCCCCUUAUAAUGUCUCAGGAAGCAAACAGAGAAUUGGCGAGGCUAUGGCGUGUCUCUCGAACUGUCCACGAGAUGGUCAAAGACAGAGGAUACCUUCUUGCCGACUAUGAAAUCAACGUUCCGUUCGAAGACUUCAAGGAGAGAAAUGGUGCUACUGGUUCGGUCGAUCGCUCAAACAUGAGUUUUGAUGCCAUCCACGAAAACGACCCCUCAGAUAAGAUCUUUGUCUACUUUUGCGCCGACAAAAACGUCAGCAAAGCGUCCAUGAAGACCUUCAUUGGAUCUAUGGAUAAGAUGGGCGCUAGGCGGGGUAUCAUCAUCUGGAGCGAAAAGAUGUCGCCAGCAGCCAAGAAGACAUUACAAGAGAUGCAGACUGAAUACCAUCUCGAAGAUUUCCCCGAAUCCGACCUCCUUGUCAACAUCACCAAACACUUCCUCGUCCCCAAGCAUGUGAUCAUGAAGCCAGAAGAGAAGAGCGCUCUCAUCAAGCGAUAGUGAGUGUGCCGCGGGGAUGGCAUGAGCAAAGCUGACAUGGGCAU